AUGGCAACUUCUACGCAAACACAUUCUCAUUGUGCUGUUCAAUGGGAAGACAACAAAAAUGAAUAUGCUGUUGUUCAUGUCAAACGUGCAAAGACAUCCAUCACUUUGAAAGUUGGUUUAACAACAUCAUUUGAAGUAAACAAUCGAGAUCGUCGACGUGGCAAAAUAUUUUUCGAAUUUGAAGAUCAAGGUGAACAUGUUAAUACUUAUUCCUGGAGUUUAGCACCUGAUCUUUCCGAAAAAAUUGAAGAGCCAACAAAAGCUAUUAAAAAUGUUGCUGGUGGAAAUUUACAUCGAACAACAUCUUCAUCAUCAACAAGUUCAGCUAUUUCAAAAAACAGAAAACGAAAAAUAAAUCAUAAUGAGCAACAUACAACUGGUAAUCCAGUUGUAAUUGAUAUCAAUCUGAUGCCGGUAUCACCACCUGCACUAGGUUCAACUCGUUCUGCUAUUACGAUUGGUGAUAUUGAUCCACCAUUAGAUUCAAAUGAUCAACAUCCAUCUAAUUCAUCUAAUGCAAAUAAAACGUCAACAAAUACUGAAACAGCAGUAUCACAUGAUGUCAAUAGUCUUCUUGAAGAAAAUAAAGCAUUACGUAAUAAAAUUACUGAACUUGAAGAACAAUUAUUACUUCAACGUGAAACAUCAAUUCGUGAGUAA
Molecule: messenger RNA, 660 nt
Organism: Rotaria sp. Silwood2
Lineage: Eukaryota; Metazoa; Rotifera; Eurotatoria; Philodinida; Philodinidae
Source: the annotation of a GenBank genome assembly